UCCAGACUGAGAAUCCCACUAUAAAUGUCAACAACCUCAGCGUCCAGAAUCCACAUCCAUCAAACAGCUAAGCAGAGCUAAGCUAGCCAGUAAGAUCGGCAAUGGCGGCGAUGAUGGUGGAGAAGUGGGCAGGGUUCGGCUCCGCCGUGGCGAGCGUCGUCUUCCUCUGGUCCAUGGUGCAGAACCACAUCCCGCCGAGCAUCCGCCUCUACCUCACCGCCUGGGCCGCCAAGCUCGCCGCCUGCCUCAACCCUUACCUCACCAUCACCGUCGCCGAGUACACCGGCGAGCGCUUCAAGCGCGGUGACCUCUUCCUCGCCGUCGAGUCCUACCUCGGCGACGCCUGCGCCCGCCGCGCCCGCAGGCUCAAGGCCGAGCUCGCCGCCAAGGACGGCAAGAACCUCCAGGUCACCGUCGACGACCACGAGGGGGUCACUGACAACUUUGCCGGCACCACGCUCUGGUGGUACGCCACCAAGACGCACUCCAAGGCCAACGUCAUCAGCCUCUACCCUGGCCAGGAGGACCAGCGCUUCUACCGGCUCGUCUUCCACCGCCGCCACCGUGACCUCGUCGUCGAUGAGUACCUCCCUUUUGUCCUCGCCGAGGGCCGUGCCGUCACCGUCAGGAACCGCCAGCGUCGCCUCUUCACCAACAACGCUAGCGGUAGCUGGAGCCCCUACCGGAAGAAGAGCGUCUGGAGCCAUGUGCCCUUCGAGCACCCGGCAACCUUCGACACGCUCGCUAUGGACCCGGUUGAGAAGGAUGCCGUCAUCGACGACCUCAUGGCAUUCCGGGAGAGUAAGGAGUAUUACGCCAAGGUCGGCAAGGCAUGGAAGCGUGGGUACCUCCUUUAUGGGCCGCCGGGCACCGGUAAGUCCACCAUGAUCGCCGCCAUGGCCAACUUCCUCGACUACGACGUCUAUGACCUCGAGCUUACCGCCGUCAAGAACAACACCGACCUGCGCAAGCUCUUCAUCGAGACCACGGGGAAGUCCAUCAUCGUCAUCGAGGACAUCGACUGUUCCGUCGACCUCACCGGGAAGCGCCGCAAGGACAAGAAGGGCAGCAAGGAGUCCGAUGAUGAUGGUGACAAACCCAAGCUGCCGACGGACCCGGAGAAGGACGAUGCCACCAAGGUGACGCUCUCCGGCCUGCUCAACUUCAUCGACGGGCUGUGGUCAGCGUGCGGCGGCGAGCGGAUCAUCAUCUUCACUACCAACCACAAGGAGAAGUUGGACCCGGCGCUGAUCCGACGAGGCAGGAUGGACAAGCACAUCGAGAUGUCCUACUGCCGCUUCGAGGGAUUCAAGGUGCUGGCCAAGAACUACCUGGACGUCGACGAGCAUGAGCUGUUCGGCGAGAUCCGGCGGAUGCUUGAGGAGACUGACAUGUCCCCUGCCGACGUGGCAGAGAACCUGAUGCCCAUGUCCAAGAAGAAGAAGAGGGAUCCUGACGUGUGCUUGGCGGGCCUCAUCGAGGCACUAAAGAAAGCCAAGGAGGAAGCGGCAGCAGCAGCGGUGGCAAAGGCGAAGGAGGAAGAAGAGGCCAAAGAGGCUGAAGCGAAAAAAGCCAAGGAGAAGAAAGAAGAGUCCGAGGCAAAGAAAGCCAAGGAGAAAGACGAGGGGAAAGACAAAACGUCACAGGAAGCCAAUGGAGACAUCAAAGAAAGUGACAAGGGACAGGAAUAGAGUGAGCUUGUUCAGUGUGGCCUUCCUUAGCAUUCUGUAAAGCCAGUUUCAACAUCAACGACAUGUGCGUGUCGCCUGAAUAAAAUUUGCAUUUGGUUGUGUGCAUCA
This is a messenger RNA of Brachypodium distachyon (stiff brome), 1799 nucleotides long. RefSeq names its product AAA-ATPase ASD, mitochondrial. Gene Ontology annotation, molecular function: ATP binding; ATP hydrolysis activity. The record is from RefSeq and is a predicted model, not a curated record. The transcript has a single exon. NCBI's taxonomy places the organism in Eukaryota, Viridiplantae, Streptophyta, Magnoliopsida, Poales, Poaceae. The coding region runs from base 102 to 1691 and encodes 529 amino acids.